GAGCACAUAGUCAGUGAGAAUAAGAAAGCCCUGCAGCCUGUAGAGCUCCUCAAACCUGCUGGAGUAAAGAGCUAAGAAGGAGGAUUUCAAACAAGGCACGAGGCACGAGACAGAGUUAUUAAUCAACGUUGGAGAAGACACUCUGGCAUUCUUGGAGGAUAAACUAGUUUGAUCAGUCUCAUCUCUAAUUUAGUGAUCUCCAUCUGUGAUUCACAACCAUCAACACCACCACCACCAAAACCACCACCACCCUCUCCGCCAUGUUCAGACCGCUCUCUCUCGCCCUGCUGCUAUUGGCCACUGAUCUGUGCUCCAGCCUCUUCCUGCCCGACUCUCCUGAGCUUCGGCGGCUGCUGAGUCGCUAUGAGGACAAGCUGGAGGCCAAUGCCACGGCCACAACGUCAGGCUCGCGUGUACGCCGCGCCAUACCAUGGUCAGAUCGUGAGGAGAUCCUUCUUCUGCACAACAAACUGAGAGGUGGCGUCUAUCCAUCUGCCUCUAACAUGGAGUACAUGAUAUGGGAUGAUGAACUGGAGCGUUCUGCUACACACUGGGCUGAGCAAUGUCAGUGGGACCAUGGACCCCAUGACCUGCUUAUGUCUAUUGGACAGAAUCUAGCAGUGCACUGGGGCAGGUACCGUUCCCCUGCUUACCACGUCCAGGCCUGGUAUGAUGAGGUGAAGGACUACACGUACCCGUACCCACACGAGUGCAACCCCUGGUGUCCUGACCGCUGCUCUGGACCAAUGUGUACUCACUACACACAGAUCGUCUGGGCCACCACCAACCGUGUGGGUUGUGCUGUUCAUGUGUGUCCAAGCAUUAACGUGUGGGGGGAGACAUGGGAGAACGCCGUCUACCUCGUGUGCAACUACUCGCCAAAGGGAAACUGGAUCGGGGAGGCACCCUACCAGCAUGGACGUCCAUGUUCUCAGUGUCCUCCCAGCUAUGGAGGAGUCUGCAAAGACAACCUGUGCUACAAGGGAACUCCUCAACGCCCUGAGACUCCAGACAUGAAUGAGGUGGAGAAGCCUCAGGUUCCUGUGCUGGUGGAGAUCACUCCACCCAAACCUGCUGCCAGGACUAAACCCAAACCUUCUACACCCAAAAAGCCCACGACGCCUAAGACCACUCGCACCAACUUCCUGACUCAAAACAUCAAGUGUGAGACGAAGAUGAGGGAUAAGUGCAAAGGUGUAACCUGUAACAGGUACAACUGCCCCGCUAACUGCUUAUACAGCAACGCUAAAGUGUGGGGCACGCUGUACUACGAUGUGCAAUCCAGUAUCUGCCGUGCUGCGAUCCAUUACGGGAUCAUUGAUAAUAACGGAGGCCUGGUGGAAGUCGCAAGGAAAGACAAUUUCCCAUUCUUCGUUAAAGCCACAAAGAACGGUGUCGAGUCUCUCAGUAAAUAUAAAACCGCCAAUGCAUUUCUGGUAGCAAAAGUGGAAAUAAAGUCAGUCGACUGCUACACCAGAAUGGCUGAUAUUUGCCCCUUCAGCAACCAGCACACCACCUGCCCAAGGGUUAAGUGCCCAGCCAACUGUAAGAAUCAGCCUUCGUACUGGGCUCCAGUGAUCGGCUCCGGCGUCUACGCUGAUAGCUCUAGUAUCUGCCGGGCCGCUCUCCAUGCUGGUGUGAUCAAAGCUUCAGGAGGAUAUGUGGACAUCUUGGCUAUGGAUAAGAAGAACAGCUACGCAGGCAGCCUGAAGAACGGCGUCCAGUCUGAAAGUACAUCCCAGUCACAGGGCGGGUCUUUCCGCGUCUUCACUGUUCGAGAGUGAUGUGUCCGUACACACAGGGUCUCCCAUCCACUUCUCCAGGGACACUCAGUCUUCUUAUCAGGACAAAAACAUAUUCGUCUACCAACUUUUUCUGGAAUUCUCUCUCAGUGUGAGAGCGACGGGACCCACACCACCAGCGGACCUUCCUUCCUCGUCAUCUUCCAUCCAGAUCAUUCCCAAUAUCUUCUUAGGCUUUCAUUUUUAUACUAUUUACACGUACGUGGCUGAAAGGACGAUGUUUACCAGCAGUGCUGGUUUUAUAUAUUCAGUCAUUUUAUGAUCUUUUACAAAAGAAUAUAAAUAUAUUGAUCACACUGUAUUUAAUCAUCGUUUUGUUUUGUACAGCUUAAUGAUUUUUCUUUUCGCUGCACUUUCCCUCAACUAGCUUGUAUUCUAGCAUUCUUUUUUUUUUUUUUUUUUUUUUGUGACCCCACUCAGUUUUAUAGUGAAGGGUGGCAGGAAAGCAGGCUGUGGCGCUCAGUGUCUGGGGAAAUGCACAUCACCAUGAGCUUUGUUCUCCUGGCCAGAGGAACCUUCGUGAACUGUUGGAUAGACAGAUUCUCUGUGUAGGAACAGGAAAGGAGGGACGUGAAAAGGCAACGCUCCAAAUAAAAGAGACCUUUCCUGUAGGCUUGUGUUAAAGCUUUCCAGAAUCAAUAAUGUAAAAGUUUCACCCAAGGCGCAAAAACAAUGAAUGAAGCGGCCUUCAAAAAGUCCAAGGAGAAAAGGAAACCAAGCACACAUGAGCCAGAUUUCUGCCUUGGUAGCAUCCCAUGUUAAUUAUUGAAUUCCCGAUUCUAACUGGUCAGAAGGUGUUGAUUAAUUUUCUAUAGCAGCAGCUCUGACAGUAUUGCAGCUGCAAAUUACAGGUUAUAUUAAUAUUAAUGUGCUCAUUGUAAUAUUCUAAUAUCGUUUCUAAAGUAACAGCUCAUUCACAGGGACUUGUACAGAGGCUAAUAAUAAACUGCGAAAAAUAAUAAGCUGCUUCACACCAUCACUGAUUAUUUUCCUAUAACAGCAUAUCCUGAAGUGUUUCAUUCCUUAUGUAACUUUGAGAAAUGUAUCUUAAAAGUCCUUAAAAGGAUCAGCGGUUAAGAUAAAAAAAUAACGAUUUGGAUUGAAUAUCAAUUAUGUAUUUAUGAAGUUACUCUCACACACACUGUUAAAGUGCGGAAACUAAAAAUUGUUGAAUUAUCUUUGUUGGAAUGUUUAUAAAUGUUAUUCAAGAAACAAAAAGAACACUUUAAAGGUUCUAGGAACCACAAAGUUCCAAAGGUACUAAAGGUCAUAUUUAUAAAAUGUUUGGAUUAUGAAAAAUUGUUAGCUAGGACAGUACAUAAACUUAAACGAAGUAACAGUAAGGCAUUCAUUUUUUUGUGGUGGUCUGUGAAACAACCAAAAAAGAGGGGAAAAAAAUCAGGUGUUUUCUCCAUUGAAACAUCAACUUUAAAUAACAAUUAACAUAUUUCACCGAAAACAACGUGGAAAUGGUUUUAUUUAUGCCACUUUUUAAGGUUUUGUGUCUGCCUGGUUAACAAAGGUUAACAAAAACAGCAGUAAAAACAUCCUGUCUGGUCAAAGAUGUCUAAAACCCUGCUAGCUAAGUGUACUUCACUCACACAGCGAAUGUCACGAUUUGAUUAAGUGGAGUAGCUAUGCUCCAGAGCAAAACAGACAUAAGCCUAAUCAGUUCAGUUUAUAGUCAAAUUCCAGCUCUCAAAAUGUCCAUGAAAUGAUCAUGUUUUCCCAGACUUCCUCACAGAUGAUAUGUGAACACCAUACAAAGCACUGAUGUGUGUAAACUGCUUUUAUUCAGAAAUUUUAUAAAAAUACAUGGAACCCAAUUGCAUGCUGGGAAAGGGAUACUACUAUGACAAAUUUCUUAGCUGGACUUUAUCGCAAUCCAAAUUUAAGAUUAAGGUUUAGUCUGUGUAAAAGUAGAUAUUUAUCUCAUUUUCUCUCCACCUGCCUUACUCUCUGUCUUUCUUUCUGUCUGUCUUCAUGUGCUACCUCAGUCUUUUGCUACAGCUUAAGUGUUUUAUGAGGUUUAAGUAUUUUGGGGGAACUAUUUGUACAGAUUUUAAAAUUGUGUAAAUAUUUUGAUUUAUGACUGUUUUUUAAAAUAGUUGUGGAUGCGAAGGUAUGUUUUCUAUGAAAGUAUGUUUUUAUGCUUUUGUAUCUUUUUAUUAUUACUUUCUGUUAUGUUUUUAAAAAUGGCAAAAAAGUUGCAAAUUGCAAGACUAUAUUUCUGUCUGUAUAACCUUUAUUUUUUACUGAAAAGCUGCAGCAGUACCCUGGACAUGAUUCAUUCAUGAAGCGACUCCAAGAUUUGUGUUGGAGUUGGAUUUGGGUGCUGAACUCCAGUGAUUAUUUUUUUUCACUUUGGCAUCUGCCACAGGUAGUGAAAGCUAUUUUUGCACAAAACUGAAAAUAAAGUUUAACAAUAGCCUA
This is a messenger RNA of Pangasianodon hypophthalmus (striped catfish), 4235 nucleotides long. RefSeq names its product cysteine-rich secretory protein LCCL domain containing 2 (gene crispld2). NCBI's taxonomy places the organism in Eukaryota, Metazoa, Chordata, Actinopteri, Siluriformes, Pangasiidae. The transcript has 15 exons. Bases 261 to 1784 code for a protein of 507 amino acids. The record is from RefSeq and is a predicted model, not a curated record. Gene Ontology annotation, cellular component: extracellular region.